AAUAAACCGCCAUUUUGCCGGGAAACAAUCCCCCGAUGGAAUUGCCAGCGUUCAUACCCUCAAUCUCCGGUUACUCUCCGGCCUAUUUUCCCGCCAAACUCAAACCCCAUCUUCCUGGAAAACUCUUCGGAGCUCCGGCGCGGAUGCUCCCGGCCACCGUCAAUGCCUCCAUUGCUGCACGCAACGUGAGAUUGAGAGAGAAUUUUGCUUUCACUGUCUCUGCUGGGUUGGGCGGGAAGGGAGAUCGUGAGACGGGUCUCGAGCUGCAGAAUGGGAAUGGGCGUUGGGUUCACUUCGUCGGUAUCGGAGGUUGCGGACUCUCUGCCCUCGCCAAGCUCGCUUUGAAACGAGGGUUUCAGGUCAGUGGUUCCGAUAUUGCUCGGAGUAGCUUCAUGGAUGGGUUGUGUCAGGAGGGUGCACACUUGUGCAUUGGUCAUUCGGCUUCAAAUAUACAGAGAGACAAUGGGUUAAUAUAUCCUGAUUCCGUAGUCGUGUCCAGUGCUAUUCCUCUGGAUAAUUCCGAGGUUUUACAUGCCAAAUCUGUUGGAGUACCAGUGUAUAAGCGCGAUUAUUGGUUGGGAAAGCUGACGGAGAAUCAUAAUCUCAUCGCAGUCAGUGGUAGCCAUGGGAAGAGUACGACAGCCAGUAUGCUGGCCUAUGUGCUAAAAGCCAUGGGAGAUGAUAUCACAGCUCUAAUAGGAGCUCAUGUGCCUCAGUUUCCAGAAGGAAAUAUUAUUGCUGGAAAUGGUCAGAAUUUCGUUCUAGAGGCGGAUGAAUACGAUGGUUGCUUCCUUGGGGUAUCACCUUAUAUUGCUGUUGUGACUAACCUGGACUGGGAGCAUGUUGAUCAGUUUCCUGAUGAGGAUGCAGUUGAGACAACUUUCAGGAGGUUCCUGAAGCAAAUCAAGACAGGUGGACAUCUCAUUCUGUUUGGAGAUAGUCCAGGUGCGCGUUCUCUGCUUAGCUGUGGGGAAGGAGCUGUCAGAUCAGAUAAAUCAAGAGGUACGAUUCCAGUUUCUAGGUCAAAGAACAGAUACAGAAUAACAACUUAUGGGUCUUCAAUUACCAAUGCAUGGAGUGCAUCGGGUAUCCAUCCAAAUUCAAAGGGGGGCAGCGAUUAUACACUGUUCUAUGAAGGACUCCCAGUGGCCGACAUCAGCUUACAGAUUCCAGGGGUUUAUAAUGUUCUCAAUUCAAUGGCAGUUAUUGCCACUAUAGAAGCGCUUUUUGGUGACCAAAUACGUAUAAUUGAUUUAGUUAACCGCGCAAAAUCACACUUGAGAAAUUUCGCCGGGGUUUCUAGACGUUUUGAGAAGGUUGGUUCUGUCUGUGGUUGCGAUAUAUACGAUGACUACGCCCACCACCCAACAGAGAUCCGUGCAGUUCUUCAAGCAGCUCGUGCCGUGUUUCCUUUUAAGACUCUUACGGUGGUUUUUCAACCUCAUACAUACAGUCGACUAGCAGCACUUAUAGACAACUUUGCUACUGCACUUAGGGGGGCUGAUCGGGUUGUCGUUACAGCGGUCUACGCUGCCAGAGAAAAAGAUGUUUGGGGUGUCAGUGGAAGGGAUUUAGCCUCUCGCUUAAGUGGCAUAGAAUCAGAAUACGUCCCUUUUCUGGAUAAUGUGGUUGAUAAAUUGGUUCAAGAAAUAUCUGAGGACCCUCAUCGUGAAAUUCUCGUCUUCACGCUUGGAGCAGGUGAUAUCACUACUUUGGGCCCUAAACUGCUCUCCAGGUUGAAAUCAGUAAAGCACGCUAAGUUCGAACUUCUUAAAAUGCGAGAGCCUAUACCCGAAUGCUGACAUCUCUUAUUAGUCGAAAGUAUGAUUUUGCAAGAGCAGAUAUCUCAGUUCAAAACGUUGGCUCGACGAUCCUAACAUCCAUUUGGUUGGCUGAGGCUGCUCAGUGACAGGAUUUAGGGGGGUAAUUAUCCUCAUUCGAAGCCAAUCAUGCUAUGUUACUGGAGGGAUAUAUCACAUGUAAGUUAACUUGGCUCCUCCAUCAUCUCAACAAUAGUAAUCUGAAGUUGGAUCCUCCCAUUAGGAAAUCACCCGCGCAAGACCCAAUCAAGAAAGGGACACUUCUUCUAUCUACAGUCCACGGAUGGGAAGACGAAACCACUGUCAAAAUUGAAUGAAAAUGAAGAGCAUCCGAUAUUGCCGGAGGAAAGUCGGUCACGCGAUUGGUAACAAUUAGCUACUGGGUGAAUUUGUUUGAAUUGGUUUCCUCUUCCAUCAUCACAUUACUUGGCGAUAGAAGUGGUAGUGUUUGUGAUCUAACACAGCUGUAUAUAAAGCCUUACUUCUGCUACGGUUUCAUUACAUUCUAUUAAUUAUAGAUCACAUUUCGGCA
Punica granatum (pomegranate) is the source of this 2352-nucleotide messenger RNA. Lineage: Eukaryota; Viridiplantae; Streptophyta; Magnoliopsida; Myrtales; Lythraceae. The record is from RefSeq and is a predicted model, not a curated record.